This is a messenger RNA of Metschnikowia bicuspidata var. bicuspidata NRRL YB-4993, 831 nucleotides long. RefSeq lists its product as uncharacterized. Bases 1 to 831 code for a protein of 276 amino acids. Lineage: Eukaryota; Fungi; Ascomycota; Pichiomycetes; Serinales; Metschnikowiaceae. Gene Ontology annotation, cellular component: endoplasmic reticulum. The transcript has a single exon. The record is from RefSeq and is a predicted model, not a curated record. Gene Ontology annotation, biological process: membrane organization; endoplasmic reticulum tubular network organization.
AUGUCGUCCAGUGGUGUGCAAACAGCAUCCCAUGGCACAGGGCCCGAGCAACUAAACGGCUCGGAUCCCAACCAUAAUAAUAAAAUAGCCACCAACGAAACCGUGGAGCCCAAGUACAGGAAGCGGACGUUGGUGAAGAAGCACUCGGGUCCCUCCAACCUAAAGUACCUGAUAUGGCUUGCGGGCCACGUGCUCUCGAUCGUGUUUGGUGUUGUGACUUUCACCUGGCAGGUUCUCUGGUUGCCCAAUGUCUUCUAUAUCAACUCAAUCAGUUACAGAUUGUCGCUCAUUGGUUCUGUCAUGGCGUUUGCCGCCACGGUGUCCAAGAAGUACGGCUGGCGCUACUUGCCGCCGUUCUCCACGUUGUUCGCCCAGCAGAACUUCCAGUUCCUUGCCAUGUCAGUGAUCUGGUGCUUCACAUUCAAGUCCGUCUUCAAAAUCAUUCCCACAUUCAUGAUUUCUCUCUUGCAGUUGUCGGCACACAAGAAAAUCGACGUGGUGCUCAAGCAUUCGGACUUCUUGGCGUUGCUUAUUUCCUAUGACCAGUUGGCGCUAGUGGUGUACUUGCUCAUCCGCACGUUGCUCUUCAGGUCCACGUCCGGCUACCAAAUGGUAAUAGUGGUGGUUUUCAUGUGGUUGAGGGCCUUGUUUGACAAGGGCACAGCCAACUUGCUUGGCUACGCCGUGAACAAGGCGGACGGCAAGAUUUCAGGGAUCAAAAACGAGAAAGUUCGCAAGGCAUGGGGCAAAAUCAAGCACUUCCUCGCCGAGAAGCAGCGGCACGGGAUCUACUCGGAUGGACUAGAUGACGAGGACGCGCAAUAUCUCUGA